Molecule: messenger RNA, 1399 nt
Organism: Owenia fusiformis
Lineage: Eukaryota; Metazoa; Annelida; Polychaeta; Sabellida; Oweniidae
Source: the annotation of a GenBank genome assembly
AUGAUUUUGCAAAUGGAUUAUUUGAUUCAUGUAGGGAUGUACAGAUGCCAAGUUCUAAAGCAAAAGCUAUUGGAGUUUUCUGUGGGACUGAUGCGAAUAAAUGCACUGCUAAAAAGUUCCUGACUUUUAUGGGAACUUCUUCAUAUGCUCCUUUCAAUAUCAAUUUUAAUUUGACUAACAAUGCAACAACAGAUGGACCAAAUGGUACAUACCGCAUGAUCCCCCUCAAUCAGACAGUUCACCCCUGCAACCUGCCUCUCAACAACAAAUCCUCCCCCUGCAGUUGUCAGGACUGUGAAGCCCAGUGUUCCCCUCUACCUCCUCCAAUCAAGCCACCCCCGAGAUGGAAGAUUCUUGGGAUAGAUGGAUUUAUAUUUAUUGGCUCAUCAGUAUUUGCAGGAUUCAUUAUACUGUUUUGUAUUUGGAUCAUAUGUAGUAUUAUUACUGGGAGGAAUAACUCAAGUAUGAAUGAUGCUGCCCUGGUGUCUCUCAAUGGUGACUCAGUUCAUUCCACUGAAAGUGCAGAAGUGAGUCCCGUUGAUGAAAAUGACAUCAACUGUUUUGACAAAAUUGGUGUAGGGAUGGAAUGCUUGCUGGAAACUAUAUUUACACGUUGGGGCUGUAUGUGCGCCAAAUACCCCAUAUAUACUCUGGUAGUAGGAUUCAUAUGUUGUGCAGCCCUUAUUGUUGGUAUAAGCUUGUUUAAAGUCACUACAAAUCCAGUGGAACUCUGGUCUUCCCCCGACAGUAGAGCACGACAAGAGAUGAACUAUUAUGAAGAACAUUUUACGCCAUUCCACCGUACUGCACAGAUCAUAAUAACUGCUAAAGACCCCACCCCUUGGAGGAGGGAGGAUUCUGGUAGUAGCCCUACUACAAGGAUGAUUGGAGCUGUACUUAAACUAGACAUCUUACAUGAGGUGCUAGAUUUGCAAAAUCGACUUGCCAAUAUCACUGCUUAUGAUAGCAAACAUGGUGUUGAUGUUAGGCUUGAAGAUAUCUGCUUCGCCCCUUUAUCACCCGAUAACAACAACUGCACCAUUCAGAGUCCCCUGAACUAUUUCCAAAACAGCAUGGAGAAUCUAGAUAAAAGUAUCUGGGAUGAUUUCCAUUUUAUACGCUACGCCGACUAUAUGGAUCAUUUCCUUUACUGUGUCAGAGACCCCACUGCCAUCAAUGACACACAGAACCCUCUACUGAACCUGCCAUGUAUGGGAACAUUUGGAGGACCAGUCAUGCCUUUUGUGGCUCUCGGAGAAUAUGAAGAUGACAAAUACUACACUGCUAAUGCUGUGAUUGUAACAUUUAUAAUUAAUAACUAUAAGAAAAACAGCACAUUCAUUGACCUUGCCAUGACGUGGGAGAAAGAAUACAUCCGUAUUUUGAAAGAUUAUGUGAA